AUGAGAAGUCCUCCGUGCUGGACCCUGCUGGCCCUUGGAGCUGUCUGUGUGGGCGCCAUGACCAUGGAAAUCCCCAUGAAUAUGCUGGUCAGAGAGACCUUGUCCUUGCUCUCCACACAUCAGACGCUGCUGACAGGCAACGAGACCCUAAUGAUUCCUGUUCCUGCCCAUAAAAACCAUCAUCUGUGCAUCGAGGAAACCUUUCGGGCCAUAGACACACUGAAGAAUCAGACUGUGCGGGGCGAGGCUGUGGACAAACUAUUCCAAAAUUUGCAUCGAAUUAAAAAAAUCAUCGACCAACAAAAAAAGAAGUGUGGCGAAGAGAGACGGAGGGUGAAGCAAUUCCUAGACCACCUGCGGGAGUUUCUUGGCGUGAUAAACACGGAAUGGAUGACAGAAAGCUGAGACUACACUGGCUUAGUGUAGCCAAAGCUUUUGGAGGGGCAC
This is a messenger RNA of Ochotona curzoniae (black-lipped pika), 447 nucleotides long. RefSeq names its product interleukin 5 (gene IL5). The record is from RefSeq and is a predicted model, not a curated record. Gene Ontology annotation, biological process: immune response. Gene Ontology annotation, molecular function: interleukin-5 receptor binding; growth factor activity. The coding region runs from base 1 to 405 and encodes 134 amino acids. The transcript has 4 exons. Gene Ontology annotation, cellular component: extracellular region. Lineage: Eukaryota; Metazoa; Chordata; Mammalia; Lagomorpha; Ochotonidae.